AUGGACCCUGUUAAGCCUCAUCAGCCGUUCUCUGACAUGUACUCUGAGGUUAUCGUCAGCUCAAGCGCAGAUGUUCAGGCUCCUACCAGGAAAGAGUCCACGGGGCCUGAGAGCAGUGGGGACGGGGUGAGGCGAGCGAGACCCCACCCAUCGCCGUCCCGCAGGAGACACCGCACCACCUUUAGCCCUGAACAGCUGGAGCAGCUGGAGUUAGCCUUCAGACACAACCACUAUCCUGACAUCUAUUACCGAGAGGAACUGGCUCAGGCCACCAAACUGAAUGAGGCCCGCAUACAGGUUUGGUUCCAGAACCGACGUGCCAAGCAGCGGAAGCAAGAGCGUGCCACCCAGAAAGUGCUGCCAGUAGGUGUGCUGCCAGGACGCGCAGCUCUUUUGGGCAGCGUUCGUGUGACCCCUGCAGGCGCGGCAAGGCAGUACCAGUGUCCUCACUCCCUGCCCCACAUCCCCAGAUUCUCCUCAAUGCUGCCCUCUGGUGGUUACUCCCCCCACACAGGAGCAGCCACUCAGCUGGCCUGCCCUUCAGCGCCCACUCCAGCACAGCCCGCCAGGCAGCAUGAGGACUGGUACAGCCAGCUGUGCAGCAUUGGAGCUCCAGGCACCAACCUGCCCCAUGCCUCAGUGUUCUCCCUGACCUCUAUGUCAGCGCUGGAGCCAGCCGCUCACUGGAACUAA
Messenger RNA from Colossoma macropomum (tambaqui), 693 nucleotides. It is a transcript of the gene prop1, whose product is annotated as PROP paired-like homeobox 1. Bases 1 to 693 code for a protein of 230 amino acids. The transcript has 3 exons. Gene Ontology annotation, molecular function: DNA-binding transcription factor activity, RNA polymerase II-specific; RNA polymerase II transcription regulatory region sequence-specific DNA binding. Gene Ontology annotation, biological process: regulation of transcription by RNA polymerase II. The record is from RefSeq and is a predicted model, not a curated record. Lineage: Eukaryota; Metazoa; Chordata; Actinopteri; Characiformes; Serrasalmidae.